Messenger RNA from Cornus florida, 1487 nucleotides. Its product is annotated as ABC transporter I family member 6, chloroplastic-like. Gene Ontology annotation, molecular function: ATP binding; ATP hydrolysis activity. The transcript has 7 exons. The record is from RefSeq and is a predicted model, not a curated record. The coding region runs from base 119 to 1084 and encodes 321 amino acids. NCBI's taxonomy places the organism in Eukaryota, Viridiplantae, Streptophyta, Magnoliopsida, Cornales, Cornaceae.
UUCCUUUAAAGAAGUAAGGGUAAUUUGGUAAACGAAAAGGAUUCUCUCUCCUCAGUGCUACCAUCUUCAUCUUCCAACGUCGAUUAGCUGGGACGAAAGCUGAAAUUCACCGACGCCGAUGGCUCUCCUUCAUUCUUGUUAUUUCUUGGAACGUCCUUCACAUUACCCUCUUAUUCCGUCCCAAAAAUCGACAUCUAAUUCGCUCUUAUUUACAGUCUCUGCCCUCCGUCGCCGGUACGGCCUGAACAGUCGGCGUCCGAUAGUGAACGCGAGCCUCGCCGUCGAUUCUCCGGCGGAAUCCGGCGUAUACCACGCCGGAGAUUCCCCAAAGCUUCUACUUGAAGUUAAAGACCUUUCGGCAGUGAUUGCUGAAUCGAAACAGCCGAUUCUUAAGGGCGUAAACCUCACCGUCUACGAAGGAGAGGUUCAUGCCAUCAUGGGGAAGAAUGGUUCUGGGAAGAGCACUUUUGCGAAGGUUCUGGUUGGCCAUCCAGAUUAUGAAGUUACAGGUGGCAGUGUGGCAUUUAAAGGCGAGAACCUGCUUGAUAUGGAGCCAGAGGAGAGGUCCGUCGCUGGGCUUUUUAUGAGCUUCCAAUCCCCAGUGGAGAUUCCCGGUGUUAGCAAUAUUGAUUUUUUGAAUAUGGCUUAUAAUGCUCAAAGGAGAAGGCUUGGUCUUCCAGAGCUUGGACCAAUUGAGUUCUAUGGCUACAUAUCUCCCAAGCUUGAUCUAGUGAAUAUGAAGAUAGACCUUUUAAAUAGAAAUGUUAAUGAAGGAUUUAGCGGAGGUGAGAGGAAGCGCAAUGAGAUUUUACAACUUGCGGUUCUGGGGGCAGACUUGGCUAUUUUAGACGAAAUUGAUUCUGGAUUAGAUGUUGAUGCGCUCCGAGAUGUUGCAAAAGCAGUGAAUAGGCUUUUGAAUUCGAAGAAUUCUGUUUUGAUGAUUACCCAUUACCUACGACUCCUGGAAUUCAUAAGGCCAACCUAUAUCCAUGUUAUGGAGGAUGGGAGAAUUGUGAAGACGGGAGACAUCUCCAUAGCAAAAGUUCUUGAGAAGGAGGGCUAUAAAGCAAUUUCUGCUACAUAAAUGCUGGCUAUCAAAAUUUGCAGCCUCUCCCAUCCUUGGGUCAUAAACCGGCAAGAAAUUCAAUGAGCAUCAAUUGAGGCAAGACAAUGGUUUCAAAUUACUUGUGUUAGCGUUGAAGUCGAGUUAAAUGAUGAAUGUUUUUGCCAUUUAUCUGGGAGACAUGGGGGCCCUAUGGAUAUCGUUGCCGCGACUUAUACUGUAACUCAUCCAGUUUUCUUUAUGAGUGAAGUGCUACAGUUUUCUUUAUGAUUGAAGUGCUACAACCCAUUUUGUACUGAUUGUAAAUGAAUUGCUUGUUUUGUAUUUAGUAUCUGUUAAAAAUGUAAUAAGAUUUGUUUAUUGAGAAAUGACAUUUAAGCACGAAGCUUUAGUACCAAAACAAAUUUUAGCCCAACAUUACUUG